UCCAUUUCCCGAUCAGACACUUAACGCAUAUCCUUAAAUGAUAAAACACAUUUGACAUUUGACAACAAAUCAUCACCCAAGAUGGCGCUUGGUGGUUUUGGUGAAGGCUCGUUUAAGGGGUUUGAGGAAUCCAGAAACAAAGAGGCAAUUGUGGAAGGUCUGACGCCAGAGCAGGUGAUCAGCCGGAAGCUCCAGCAAGCGUCCAGAAAUGUAUUGCAGAUUAAAAAAUGCACAGACUUAAUUGGUACGUCGAUGGACACGCAAGAGAACAGAAAUAAGCUCAAACCAUGCGAAGAGGAAACCCAGCAACUUAUAAAGGACAUCAAUACUUCGCUCAAAAGAAUGUCGAACGCACUGGACAAAACUCCAGCAAUAAAGUUACAAGAGCGACGACUCAAGGAGGGCUUUCAUGAAGUAUUGAACGAUUUCAAUGACCUUAAAAAGGUCAUGAAAAUAAAGACAAGGGAUAUUAUAAGAAAUUCCCUUCAAAAGUCGGGAGUGUUUGAUAUAGACGUAGACGAGACCGGCAUGUUAAAGAAAGAUGGACAAGAAGUGCAAUUGCAAACGAUGCAAGCCAAAGUCGAUUUAGACCUUAUACGAGAUCGUGAAGCAGAACUAAAACAACUAGAGCAAGAUAUUCAAGACAUUGCCUGUAUUUUCCGAGAUCUGAACGAAAUGGUCGUGGAACAAGGGGAGGACAUAAGCAAAGCAGAGGAAAAUAUAGAUGCUGCCGUAGUCCACAUUGAAGAUGCAAAACAGGAACUAGUAGUUGCAGUACACUAUCAGAAAAAGAGCCGGAGGAAGAUGUUUAUCGUAGCGGCAGUUGUUGUGGUGCUGAUUAUUAUCGUGAUCGUGGUGGUUGUUAUUACGACGAUAAAAAAAUAACUUUCCGGUGUAUGUGAAACUACUUGAAGCAAUUGCUGGUUUUGUGGGCAUCUUUCAUGUAUUAAAUAAUUUAUUUAAAAUGUUAAGCAUGUGUGUUUUCGUAAUUCAUAAAGAAAAUGAUAUACGUA
Dreissena polymorpha is the source of this 1013-nucleotide messenger RNA. RefSeq names its product syntaxin-12-like. Lineage: Eukaryota; Metazoa; Mollusca; Bivalvia; Myida; Dreissenidae. The transcript is spliced from 10 exons. Gene Ontology annotation, cellular component: membrane; SNARE complex; endomembrane system. Gene Ontology annotation, molecular function: SNARE binding; SNAP receptor activity. The coding region runs from base 82 to 885 and encodes 267 amino acids. Gene Ontology annotation, biological process: intracellular protein transport; vesicle-mediated transport; vesicle fusion. The record is from RefSeq and is a predicted model, not a curated record.